Epithele typhae is the source of this 2478-nucleotide messenger RNA. RefSeq names its product SGT1 protein-domain-containing protein. Bases 1 to 2478 code for a protein of 825 amino acids. The record is from RefSeq and is a predicted model, not a curated record. The transcript has 10 exons. Lineage: Eukaryota; Fungi; Basidiomycota; Agaricomycetes; Polyporales; Epitheliaceae. Gene Ontology annotation, cellular component: nucleus.
AUGCUCUCAGUAAACGACAUCUUCAACCGGCCGCCUUCCAUCUCUGAGGACGCCCUUCAGUACACACUCUACCUUCCUCCAGACCAGACCGAUCGAGUUUCCGCCACCGCCCUUGCAGCGCUGCUCACAGAACAUGCCGAAAUUCUGCUUCCUAGUCACAUCUGGCACAGAGACGCGUUCGAGCUCAAGGUUGCGGCCGACCCCGAGGGAAACCAGGACGUAUGGGUUCUCGAGGGCCGGAUGAGAGUGGGGGACUGCAUCGACGACGAAUGGUGCACGGUAUGGCUCCUGAGGGAGCUCAGCAAACAGUGGGAUCUUGUUGUCAGCAUCUUUGACUCGGACGGCGAAUUUCUGCUCAUUGAGGCGGCGGAAGAGCUACCGUCGUGGGUGACCCCGACGAAUGCUGAGAACAGGCUCCGCCUUCAUCUUGUGCCUCUUUCACACGUCUCCCCACCGUCUGGCAAAACGCGCCGUAAAAAGUACGACUCUCGCGAGGACAGCGACGAAGAGAACGGUGUGGAUGGAAAGGAGUCAGAUUCUAUCACUGCGGCCGAUGCGAUACGACUCGUCCGCGACCCGCUGGUGGAUACAUUCGCGCCGGAGAAUGUACAAGCAGCCGUCUGGAAGCGCAUCGCGGGGUACCCUGCAGCCUCGCGCCAACACAUGCACGUCGCCAAGGCGUGCCUCCCCGUGGAUGUAGCAAAAGCCCUCACAGUUAACCCGUUACUGGUGCAAAAGGCGGUCGAAGCGUUCUACACUCGUGAUGGACUCCAACUCAGGGCGGCGCAGAAGAUGUCGCGAUUUUCUCCAGAGCCAGCUGUCCUCGCGUCCGUCAAGAUGUCGCGUACGGCUUAUGCCCAGCUCCAAGGACAGAAGUUUCAUCCCCCGAAGGUCUUUGGCCGGUGGCAGAGCGAGAGGGACGUUGGUAUGAAAAUAGCUUGCGGCUUCGAGAUGCUAUUCCAGGAGAGCAAGAGCCGAAAGGAGGCGAUGUCCACGAACCUUGACGGUACCUCCUCAUCGGUACGUCACAGCCAGCGAGACCCGACAGAGCAGUAUCCUGACGAUCCCGCAGGCGGACGCACUCAAAGACAACCUGCGCCGAAACCCGGAAUACACCCAGUACAUCCAACGCCUGCAGUCGCCGGCUACUUCAAGGACGAAGCGGAAGGCUCUCAGCUCUGGACCACUCUGGAAACCCAGGCCGCUGCAGCCUUCGUGGCCGCGCGCCGUGACGACGAUGCGACGCGCCCCUCCUUCGCGACUACCGUCCAAUCAGCACUCAACGACCACACCGACGACCGCGGCUUCACGUCCGAGGCAGAAGACCCCGACGACUGGCUCAAUGUCGACGCCUCCGACUUCGACACGAUGCUCGAGAAGACCAUGGGCGUCGACAAGGGCAAAGGCAGGGCGAGGGCCGACGGCAUGGAUGUUGACGGCGCGGACGCCGAGGACCGCGUCGCGAAAGCCCAAGCUGAACGCCUCCGGGACCUGGCCAAAAAGGACGGAGACAGUGACGACGACGACGAAGGUUUCCUCGGCGGUGACGACGGUGACGGCGACGGCGACGGCGACGAGUCCGACAUGGACGAAGACGAGCCCUCCGCGCGUAUGGCUGCUCGGACUCUCACAGACGAACAGCGUGCCGCACGCCAAGCCGCGAUGGACAAACUGGUUCCCGCGCUCGACCCUUCAGAAUAUGGUGCAAUGCCCGCUUCAUUCCACAGCAACUCUCAACGCGUCGCACCAGUCACCCUCAAAACCGAAGUGCACGAUGCACUUGAUACGAAUGCCUCGCCCAUCACACAAAACCGCCCAGUCAGGCCUCCCAUUCUCCCACGCGACCACUUUGAUGGCGUCGACUCCGACGACGAAACGGAUGAGGAAGUGCCGGCAGAUGAGGAGGAAGACGAGGAAGGACGGCCUCAGAUCGUCGGUGAAAUCGAAAUAGACAUGACGGAAGAGACGGACGAAUUCAUUGAGUUCGCUCGUCAGGCUCUUGGUGUCUCGGAUGAUCAGUGGGACUCCAUAUUGAAGGAGAGAGAUGAACGAGGCGGGCAGGAGCGAAACAUUCCAAAGGAGUUACGCUCCGCCGCCCCACACACCGAGGUGCCGCAGUCCGACGCUGCUAAUCCUCUGGACUCAUUCGAAGCGGUAAUGAAGGCUGUGGAUGCCGAAUUGGCCCGAUCGCAGGGACGACCACGCGCUGAGCAGAAUGCCUGCCGAUCCUCCGGAUCCCGAGGCAAAAGCAAAGUGACAGAGUCAAACGAGGAUGACAUCGACAUCGAAGCGGCGAUGCAAGCCGAGGUUGACGAGCUGUUAGAACCCGCGGAUGACGACGAGAGCGCCGGGGCCGACUACACGCUGAUCAAAAACUUCCUCGAAAGCUUCAAGAGUCAAGGUGGCCUCUCGGGUCCUGUGGGCGCAUUGGCCGGCAGACUGCAGCGAGGUUGGACUUUUCCGAGAGAUGAGAGCUAG